CCAAUAACACUGCUGCGCUUUCUGCUUUUGGUUUUCUUCAAUCGGAAAAAACUCUACUACCCUUCCCGGAGGAGCCGCCUUAGAACCGCCGCCCAUGGCUUUCUCCUCCGACCGCCAGUCUCUCAUCCCGUCCUAUCUCUACAGCUCCUCUUUCACCUCCAAACCCCUAAAUCUCCAUAAAAUGGCAUCGCCUUCCUCUACGCCGGCGGCGGCGGCUUCCUCUCCCAGCGGCGGAUUCAUGAUUCAGGCGCCGAGCGAGCCAGGGAAGAUCGAGAUGUAUUCUUCUCAGUUCUACGCCGCCUGUACGGUUGGUGGAAUUCUCAGCUGCGGCCUUACUCACAUGGCUGUCACUCCUCUCGAUCUCGUCAAAUGUAAUAUGCAGAUUGAUCCCGCCAAGUACAAGAGCAUCUCAUCAGGUUUUGGAGUGCUACUAAAGGAGCAGGGAGUUAAAGGUUUCUUCAGGGGCUGGGUACCUACUCUCCUAGGUUACAGCGCUCAGGGUGCAUGCAAGUUUGGAUUCUAUGAAUUCUUUAAGAAGUACUAUUCCGACCUUGCUGGACCAGAAAAUGCAGCUAAGUACAAGACUCUCAUCUAUCUUGCUGGCUCUGCAUCUGCUGAGUUGAUUGCCGAUGUUGCCCUUUGCCCUAUGGAAGCUGUGAAGGUUCGGGUUCAGACUCAGCCUGGAUUUGCUAGAGGUCUGUCUGAUGGAUUUCCCAAGUUUGUGAGAUCCGAAGGAGCUCUAGGACUGUACAAGGGCCUGGUUCCUCUCUGGGGGCGUCAAAUUCCAUACACAAUGAUGAAGUUUGCGUCCUUCGAGACUAUUGUGGAGAUGAUCUACAAGCAUGCUAUCCCCACACCUAAAAACGAAUGCAGCAAGCCCCUCCAGCUUGGUGUGAGUUUCGGUGGUGGAUACAUUGCUGGUGUGUUAUGUGCCAUUGUAUCACAUCCAGCUGACAACCUCGUCUCUUUCCUCAACAAUGCCAAGGGUGCAACUGUUGGUGAUGCUGUAAAGAAGAUAGGGGUCGUGGGUCUAUUCACCCGAGGACUUCCUCUUCGUAUUGUCAUGAUUGGAACUCUCACCGGAGCCCAGUGGGGUAUCUAUGAUGCUUUCAAAGUUUUUGUUGGCCUGCCAACGACCGGUGGGGCUGCUCCUGCAGCCGAGCCUAUUAAGGCGUAGAACAAGUUACAUAAAUUCAUCAUAAAAUUGAACUUUGCUCGCCAUCAAGACAUCGGGAGUAUUCUUUCGGGUUUAUUGAACUUUCGACGGUUUUUUUUUUUCUAAUGCUUUUGGCUGAUUGGAGUACUUUGCAUAUUUGCAAACUUGUAGAACUAGAUGCCGCAAUAGGAUUUGUGAAAGUGCCUCCCUGCAAAAUUUAAAAUAAUCGGCAAAAUGUAUGGAGGGUUCAAACUUAGCCACUGCAACCUUAUAUUUUUUCCUGAGACAAAUAACUAUAAGAUGAUCCUCAUCACUGAGAAUACGAGUUUUUGAUUGUUUUA
Messenger RNA from Salvia hispanica, 1497 nucleotides. RefSeq names its product phosphate transporter 3;1 (gene PHT3;1). Gene Ontology annotation, cellular component: mitochondrial inner membrane. Lineage: Eukaryota; Viridiplantae; Streptophyta; Magnoliopsida; Lamiales; Lamiaceae. The record is from RefSeq and is a predicted model, not a curated record. Gene Ontology annotation, molecular function: phosphate transmembrane transporter activity. Gene Ontology annotation, biological process: mitochondrial phosphate ion transmembrane transport.